GGCAGCCGUGUGUCUGCAUGUGGGAAGUACGCAGACCUCUGCCGCCAGCGUACCGCAAGAACAACAGUAACAAGAACAACUGCUACUACUACUGCUACUACUGGACAGCCAAAGGCGGUGAUGGCAUAUGUAGGUAGUAGGGAUUUUAAUUAUUACGAAUGGUGGAAUAACACGGAAAAGAAGUUACAAAAGGAAUGUCGAGAAAACGACACACGUGUAAUUGAAGGAAUAAAUUGUACUAAGUGGUUAAAAUCUCCACAGGAAGAGCAAGUAACUAACCCUAGACAAAGCUCAGGAGAUCAUGCAAUGGGAGAAAAUGCAGUAAUAGGAGAUGGUGUCCAAGAGGUGGGACUAAACCACCCUGCUGGUGAAAAACCAAAUACAGUGAUUGAGGGACAAGGUCAUCAACAACGUGAGGAAGAUACACUCGAAGAAGUAAAAGCCCGUGGAAGUACAAAGCAUGAGGUUGAAUUAAAAGGCCCUGUAAGUGCAGGUUUACCAACAACAAGUGUUGCCAGCACGCCAAACCAAACUCAAGCGACUCAUACGCUACCACAAAGUGAUCAAGGAGCUUCGAGUCACCAAAAUGAUAACACUGUAAUCGGUGGAGACCAACCUAUUCAGCAGUCUAGUCCAGCCGUUAAUGUGACUGCUGCACCAGACUCACAAGAAAACUCUUCCACUAACGAGACUACAGAUACCAGUGCUUCUGGCACAGGCAUGGGUGUGAGUACGAAAACGGAAACAGAAGAAAACACUUCCACUUCUUCGCCGAGGCCCGAGAACGCUACCACAGAAGCACCAACCACCACUCCAUCUCCUGUUCCUGUACCCAACGCAGAGAUCAGCAGCACCAUCGCCUCUAAUAUGCAGAACAAGGCUAAUGUUGACAGCAGUGUCAGUCCUGUGUGGAUGCGCACUGCAGCACCGCUGUUGAUUGUGGCUGUGUUGGUCUCCAUUACUGUGUACUGA
This is a messenger RNA of Trypanosoma theileri, 972 nucleotides long. RefSeq lists its product as uncharacterized. The transcript has a single exon. NCBI's taxonomy places the organism in Eukaryota, Euglenozoa, Kinetoplastea, Trypanosomatida, Trypanosomatidae. The record is from RefSeq and is a predicted model, not a curated record. The annotation marks the transcript as partial.